Messenger RNA from Zeugodacus cucurbitae (melon fly), 2698 nucleotides. RefSeq lists its product as uncharacterized. NCBI's taxonomy places the organism in Eukaryota, Metazoa, Arthropoda, Insecta, Diptera, Tephritidae. The record is from RefSeq and is a predicted model, not a curated record. The transcript has 4 exons. The coding region runs from base 315 to 1628 and encodes 437 amino acids.
AGUCUACAUCGCAUUUUGCCACAAAAUACGUGCGCGCUCGAGUUCUAACGUCACAAAUUCACAGACCAGUCAAAAAUCGGUAGCUUUGACUCGAACAUUGUCCGAACAAGUGCUGUGACAGUGUUGAAAAGUGGUGGCGCAUGUGCAGCCACGCAAUCCAAUGUCAAGGACAUUCGCGUUGAAAUAACGGGCAGCCUAACUAUUAAAAGUACUCAAGUGUUUGAGUCGUGAGGAAAACAACAACGAAAAAACAUACACAUACAAUCAGAGAGCAUUUGCAUAACCGGUAAAUCAAAAAAUCCAAACUCGGCACAAUGUCAUAUUCGAGCAAACGGGCGCUCGCAUCGUUGGCAUUCUGUUUAUGGCUUGUUCUUUGCUUACAAAUAUCCACUGUGCGAUCGGCAUUGCAUUCGCGUGCGUUAGCAUCGGUUGAUAGUGCCAGUGAUACCAAUGCCAUCGGUGAAGGCGAAACAGAGACAGAGGAGGCCGAAUCAGUGACGUCUAGUGGGCAGAGUUAUAAAAGGCAACAGCCUGCCCGCCCGAAGUCAAAUGUCAGCGUGAAAAGGGAUUUUUCGGAAAAAAUGUCAUGGCAAUGUGCCAAUAAUGCCAGCUGUCUUCAUAAACUGGCGAGUGAUAUGCUGCAAGCUUACAAGCACGGCGAGACCAUUAGCUUGGGUUUCAUGGAUUUAGCAAAAUUGCCGCCGGUGGGCGAUAAGGACAAAGAAAAACUCGGUAGCGUCGGAACGGGUCGUGGCAUUUCGAGUUUUGUUGACUUUAUUAGCGGAAAUGCAAUACGUAUUCCGGUGGGGCCGAUGGUGUUCAGCGUGCAACGUGCAGAGGAUGAUGGGAAUUACAUUGAAGUUGCUUUGCUGAAGAAGGCGAGCGGCAGUCAAGGUCGAGGUGGCCUUCUUGGUGGUGGCCUAGGUGGCGGUGGCGGAGGAGGUGUUGAAGGAUUACUUAGUGGCCUAGGCUCUGGAAUGGGCGGUGGCAACGGUGGUGGCGGUCUUAUGGGAGGAGGAGGUAAUGGCGGUGGUGGUCAUCGUGGCCGGUUUCGAAAACAAAAGCAGGAAAAGGAUAAAAAGCAAUUCCAAAUGUACAUACCAAUGUAUUUGGCCGCAACCACCUUUGGCUGGACUAUGGUAGCGGCGAAAGCUGUCGGUUUGCUGACGCUCAAAGCACUAGCCGUUUCCAAAUUAGCAUUCAUAGUAGCUGCCAUGGUUAUUGUGAAAAAGCUGAUGGAUAAUGCAUCGGAAAAAAUGAUGUAUCAAUUCCCUGAGCACUCGCCCUAUAUGAUGCCAUACAAUAUGGAUUAUGGCAUGCAUCCCGAAAUGGCGUCGGGCGGGGAAAUGUACCCUGCCGCAUUGCAAUUAGCCGCUGCCCCCAUGCAGCACCACAGCGUUGGACAUUCGGGUAUCGAAAAUCUCGCUGCGGAGAGCAGUUUACAUCACAAUAUCGCCGAAAUGCAUAACGGUACGCAAGUGUUGGCGGCAUUGAAUGCCGUGCAUCUGGGACCAAAAGUGAAGCGCGAGGACUCCUGGUUGGGAAAGUCGGCAACAGCAAGCGUGGGUGUUAGGCGGCCACUAGUUUACAAUUAUGUACAACCGCAUCACCCGUAUUACCGCGCAUAAACUGAUCUGAUGACUGACCCAAGCCUACCAUUUUGUAUGAAAGCUGCAACUCGCCUUCGAUUUUGUAUUUAUUUAAGAGUAUAAUUACAAGUUAUAUUUGUAAUUUAUUAACCGAAUAAUUUUUAAAGCAAUUAUACAAAAAUGUAUUGAAAAUACGAAAAAAAAAGACACGUUAUGUAUAAAUAUAUAUACUCCUCAAAGGUUUAAACUAAAUGCUAAUUCAGAAGGCUCUAAUACACACAUGCGUUAAAUUUUGUCUAACUGUAAGUAUGUAGACCAAGUUAAGACUAAAUAAAUACUGCUGAGCAAUAAAUGCUACAAAAUAAAAAAAAAAUAAAAUAAAAAUAAAAUUACAUAUUAAUUAUAUGAAUAAAUUUAGCAUAACAUAAUAAAAUAAUUGAAUACCAUUUAGCAAUAAGUAGGCUAAAUGUACUGAUGAACAAAUAUUUAUAAACCGUUAAUUGCGUACGAAAAAAAUUAUUAAAUUAAAACAGAUUACGUUUUUGUGUUUAUUGUUAUGUAUGAAAAUAAUUUCUUAAUCUUGUUUUUAAAAUAUCUCAGAAAAAAUAAAAUAAAAUAAUGUUGAAAGCUUCAUCGUUUUAUUUAAUUUUAUAAUUUUAAUAAAUUAGUGUACAAUAAAUAAUAAAAUAAAUAUUAAAACUACAUAAAACAACAAUACAAUAAUAUACAAUAUUCCUCACAUAAAACCGUAGUUGAAAUAAAUAAUUUAAUAACAAGGUGCUAGUAAAAUUAAAUCGAACAAGUUUUAGUAGAAACAAUGCGAAUUGGUUAGAUGUACCGUUCCAUAUUAUUAUUUUUCAUUAAUUGCAUGAAAAUAAUAUAUUUUGUUGGCAAAAUAAAUAUUUAAUAGAUAUCUUUUAUUAAUAACACGAAUAAAAGUCUAUACUAAUCAUUUGUUUGUGUACGUAUUCUUACGAAAUAUAGCCGAGCGAACAGGCUCAGCUAAAGUUGUUGGCUUUGGAUUUUUACAUUUUAUUGCAGUUUUUCUGCAGCUGCUUUUCCAUUAUUUGUAUAAUUUUUUUUCUAUUUUUUUGUUGUUUGGCAGUGCC